AAAUUCAGACACAGUUGAACAACGUGGUUCACUGCAUAGAUGCAUCUUUUUCCACUUUUUGUUCUCUUUUGACAUAAGAUGGAUUUAAUAUUAGUAACUAUUGUAGACAACUUUACUAUUUGAAAGAACAAAGAAUAAAGAGAAUAGCAUCUUUGCUCGUUUUUUAGAAGAAAAAAGGCAAGUUUGUAUAAGUGGAAAAAUUGUAUAGUGAGAAUAGUUUCUUGAAUUUCAACACAUUUUUGGAGUGUUAUGUUGUGGGGUAGCAUAGCAUAGCACUACACUAAUAAUAAUGUGAGUUAGUGAGUGAAUAGCGAAAGAUUAAGAAAGGUAAAGUUUGAUUUGAACAAGGAAAAGGAAAGAAGAUGAAAAUAGAGGAGUUGGAUUAUGUGUUGGUGCCUGUUGGUAUGUUGGUGUUGUUAAUGUAUCAUGUUUGGCUUCUCUAUGCUAUAAUCCGACAGCCAUCUAUCACUGUUAUUGGUUUGAAUGCUCAGACUCGUUAUCAAUGGAUUCUUUUCAUGAUGUCUGAUCCAUUGAAAAACGGUGUUUUGGCGGUUCAAACAAUUCGCAACAAUAUAAUGGCGUCUACUCUUCUCGCUACAACAGCAAUCACACUAAGUUCACUUAUUGGAGUUUUUGCAAGCAAUGACUCAGAAACCAAACUAGUCUAUGGCAACAAAAGUUCUCUAAACUCGUCGAUAAAACGGCUCUCUAUAUCGCUAUGUUUCCUUGUCGCAUUUCUAUGUAAUAUGCAAUCGAUAAGAUACUAUGCACAUGUGAGUUUCUUAAUCACCACACCGGCAAUCAAAGGCAAAAAGGACUUCAUUGAAUACGUUGCGAGAACAUUGAACCGCGGAAGUUAUUCUUGGUCUCUCGGCUUAAGGGCUUUCUACUUGUCAAUUCCCCUUGUCCUAUGGAUUUAUGGUCCUAUACCUAUGUUUGUUUGUUCUUGCUUCACAUCAUUUCUUUUGUACUUCUUGGAUACAACAACUCAAAUCACAAGAGAUCUUCACAAUAAGUCUUUUAGAGAUAAGGAAACUACUACUCAGGAAGUGGAUGCAGCAGCAUAGGUUCAUAUUUAUAUAUAUAUAUAUGUAACUGUUAUUCAACUUGAAUGUAACUAUCAACUAUGAUACUUUUCAUUCGUUUAACUUAGCAUUUUGGAAUUUAGAUUUAAAGCUAUAUAAAUUUUGCAAUA
Molecule: messenger RNA, 1195 nt
Organism: Lathyrus oleraceus (garden pea)
Lineage: Eukaryota; Viridiplantae; Streptophyta; Magnoliopsida; Fabales; Fabaceae
Exons: 2
Coding region: 363-1067 (234 amino acids)
Source: RefSeq, a predicted model, not a curated record